Molecule: messenger RNA, 2175 nt
Organism: Symbiodinium sp. CCMP2592
Lineage: Eukaryota; Dinophyceae; Suessiales; Symbiodiniaceae
Source: the annotation of a GenBank genome assembly
AUGGAGAAUCCAAACGAGUCAGAUGUUCCGAGUGGCCUGGAUCGGCCAUCUCCGGAGGAGCAGUUGUUGAGUGGUGCUGGGACGGCGAGUCAGGCAUUUGAGCCCGAUUAUCGUCUGCCUGGAGAAAUGGGACUAGAUGCAGAAGCGAGGGAGCUACUGAAUGAAGAACGUUCAGAGGGGUCGGAGGAAACAGCGAGGCAAUCAGCUAGCUCGCGUGAUCCGGCUGAUGUGGGUUCUCUUGCGGGGCCGGUGGUAGCUCGAGUGGGAGAAGCGGGUCCAACGUCUGCGCCCGCUCGUAUGCCAUCUAGCAGUGGGGGUAUGCGCAUGGAAGUGGACGAUGUAGAGCUGAUUCCGGAUUAUUCGCAGCUUCCGGAGCACCCAGCUGUUCCUUCUUCCUGGACUGGUCGUGUAGCGCCGUCUCAUGAGGCCACGGGCAGUGGGUCAGGUCCUUUGGAUUCGCUGUCUGGCAUGCUUCAGGGCUUGUUGGCCGAACAGUUGGCACCGGUGAUUCAGAACCAGAGACUGCUUGCAGAAAGGUUGGAGCGGAUCGAAAGUUCCAGGGGAUCAAUGUCUCAAGACUCGGUGAGAGCAGAGCCACGACUUACUGCUGCGCCGCCUGGAAUUUUUCCCUCGGACGCUGGAUUGGGCAGUGGUGUCAUGGGUGCUUGUAGUGGUGCAAUGGGCUUUGGGACAGCAGCCUCAGGAUUUGGAGGAGGACUGUCAUCAGAAAUGGUGGCCGAACUGAAUCGGCAGCAGUUCCUAACGCCGUGGUGGCAGUUCCCUGCGCAAUGUCCACCCCCUCGCUUGCCUGAGCAUCUGAGGCAAUCAAAUCCGAUCGGCAGUACCGGCAGGGCUGACGUGGGUGUAGCGACUUUGGGUGCGGAAGGGGGCAUGGGUGCGGGUGGGAUUGAGGGGCCGUCACUCGCUGGGCAGGGUAGAACCGCGGAAGCAACUCCAAGACGUGGCGCGGCUGUGCCAGCGGAGAGUGGGAGAGCUAGUCAGUGUGAGGGAGUAGGUGCUUUGUCUCAAGGGGUUAGCCUCUCAGAGGUCACUGCUCGUCCUGCAGCUGCCACUGUCUCGUCCGGUCCACCGGUUGAGGAAGCUCUUAGAGUCGUUGUCGCUGCACUUUGCGUGGCAUCAGUUAAGGGUGAACCGUUGAGUGAGGGUUCGGAUGAUUUUGGUUUUUGGAGAGUCAUCUUGCUCUGGAGCGUGUUGGUGAUUCUUGUCUGGGAGAUCGUCAAGUGGGGCUGUCGGGUGAGCUGCCGGAGGUUCGUGUUACCGGACAUGCCUGAGCCAGACUCAGAAGCUUCCCAAUCUGAGCGGGAGCAGGAACCUGAUGACGAGGAUCUUUUGGUAGAAACUGAUAGGCCUCAGGUUACCGCUGAGCCUCUGGAUGAGGACCCUGGUGUGAUGCCAUUUCGGUACGCUGAUGAUGUCGUGUAUCUUGUUCCUCGUAGGCCCACGAUUGCCUAUCAUACUGAACCAGAGCAGCAGGUCCUAGAGCAGGCAGGGAUUAGAAGACGUCACGCUUUGAGAGUUUAUGCUCCCGAACCUGAUGAUGAGCCGUUGCCGCAAGUGAGAGGUGUCGGGUCCGAUGAUGUUCCUAGGGAAGCUGAGCGUGUCGUUAGGGUCUCCGACCUCGCGCCGCUGCCGAGUUUUCAGGAGGGGGGUCCGUUAAGGCGUCUGGUGGAAGCCAGGGAGCGGGCAGAGGUCCUGCAGGGGAUGUUGAACAUGCCCCCUAUGGUACCUAUCGUGCUUCACCCUUUUUGGCCUGCGCCACCACAGCUGACGGUGAGAGAGCUUCGGACAAUGGCAUCUGAGUGGGGUGGUCCUGCGAGUUCUCUGUAUCAAGAGCCACAUCCGGCUUACCACGGCGAUCAGUACAUCUACGUGCCCGAUGUGAGACCACGAGUGUUGGUGAGAUGGCAUAUGCGGCCGCGUGUGGGAUUAUUCCAUCCGGAACAGGCGCCUACGCCAAUUCCUCUCGGUGCUCUUACAGGACAGCGACGCACGCUGCAGGGAUUUGCCAAUGGGGACAGGGUCAUUUGGGAUGACCGCUUCACGAAUCCAGAUCCUGAGAGGCCACAUGAAAAUCUGUGGAGAGGACGCACAGAGCUGGAAGUAGACCCAGAUGAACUGGCGAGACUCCAAGGGGGAAAUGAGGACUCCGAUUAG